UGUCAAAGCCUUGAUGCAAAUCUUGCAUCGGUGCACAGUAAAGCGGAAAAUGAUUUUCUGCUCAGCCUGCUGUCUGUUUCUGGACGUGCUUAUAUUGGUGGUCAUGAUGGUGAACAAGAUGGACAAUGGUUGUGGAUUGAUGGGACCACCUUCGACUACACCAACUGGUGCUCUGCAGAACCUAACAACAUGGGAGGUCCCGAGAACUGCUUGGAGAUAAACUGGACCGUUAACCGCUGUUGGAAUGAUCUACCCUGUUCAUACCCAAUGGGCUUCAUUUGUGCUAAAGGCCUUGAUUGA
Molecule: messenger RNA, 300 nt
Organism: Myxocyprinus asiaticus (Chinese sucker)
Lineage: Eukaryota; Metazoa; Chordata; Actinopteri; Cypriniformes; Catostomidae
Product: ladderlectin-like
Exons: 3
Source: RefSeq, a predicted model, not a curated record